Miscanthus lutarioriparius is the source of this 609-nucleotide messenger RNA. NCBI's taxonomy places the organism in Eukaryota, Viridiplantae, Streptophyta, Magnoliopsida, Poales, Poaceae. The record is from the annotation of a GenBank genome assembly.
AUGCAGCAAAAUCAGGCAAGGUUCCCCCAGCAGCACCAGCAGCAGCCAGCGUGGCAGGAUCAGGGGCAACGGCCUACACGCCCGCAGCCACCUCCACCUCGGCAGCAGCCCCCUCCUAGACAGCAGUCGCCGGUGAGACAACCACCCCCACCACCCAGAAGAGGGGUUCAGCAGGGGCGUGAAGAAGUGCCUGAUGUGGAGUCUACCCAGUGGCUUAAUCUCACCAAUUGUGGAGUUGUUAGGGUCAAAACAGGGGAGAUCACCUUGGCUGAGCUAGAGAUUGAGUUAUCAGAGAUCUAUUCUAAGGAAUGGCCAUGGCAGAUCAGGGAGUUAGAAAAUGGUAUUUUCUGGAAGGACGGUGUACAAGUGGAGGUGCUGGAAUGGCUUGGAGAUCUCAAACCUUAUGGUGAGUUACAGGAAAUCUGGGUUCAGAUAUAUGGCAUACCCCCCAGAUGGUGUCACUGGAAGGUGUUUGCUCAGAUUGCCUCUGGCUUUGGGCUCAUGACCGAGGUUGAUUGGUCAACUCUUUUCAAAUCCUUCUACGAGAUUGUUCGAGUUAAGAUUGCUUGUAAGGACUUGAGCAAAAUUCCUACAGAAAAGGCUAUAUGA